Messenger RNA from Linum trigynum, 602 nucleotides. The record is from the annotation of a GenBank genome assembly. Lineage: Eukaryota; Viridiplantae; Streptophyta; Magnoliopsida; Malpighiales; Linaceae.
GCUAACAUGCAAUACAUGUUUCCUUCAAAAUUAAAAGUUUACUGGGGCCUCAUCGAUCUACAUCAGCGACCUCAAUCCUGCAAACCUUCAUCGAUCUACUCCCACCAUUACUAUUACAGUUACUCCGAUUCACCCAUCCCUGUCGACGCCGCGGAUACCACGAGCUCCCCGGCAGUGGGAUCGGAGUCGAUUGAGAAGACUCGGCCAAGGGAGAGGAUCUUGCGGGUGGUCAAUCUUGCCGACGACGCUCAAUUUCAAGAUCUCAUGCGAAUCGUACGGGAGCGAGUGAGAGCGAUUCGUGGCCUUCGAAGGGAACUCGGACUUGGAUCUGGGCUUGCGCCUGAAGUUGGAGGACGGGAGGGUGUGUCCGUAGUUUGGGCUUUUGCAGGUAGGAUGAGUGAUGGUGCAGCACCACUAGCUCUGCCACUAUCGGCGGCGCGACUCGCCCAUUUGUUCUGGGCGACGGGAUUACUCGUUCGUCGACGGGAAGGGGAUUAAGUCGGGAGGAGUGGCAAGUAGAAGAGAGAAGUGGAGAAGCAGAAGCUAGCACAUGUGUCAGCUGGGUUUUUUUGGCAUCGGAAGAAUAAAAGGAGGGUUGAAGA